Molecule: messenger RNA, 3712 nt
Organism: Cryptotermes secundus
Lineage: Eukaryota; Metazoa; Arthropoda; Insecta; Blattodea; Kalotermitidae
Gene: okr
Product: DNA repair and recombination protein RAD54-like
Exons: 13
Coding region: 453-2663 (736 amino acids)
Biological process (GO): reciprocal meiotic recombination; double-strand break repair via synthesis-dependent strand annealing
Cellular component (GO): nucleus
Molecular function (GO): ATP-dependent chromatin remodeler activity; ATP binding; DNA translocase activity
Source: RefSeq, a predicted model, not a curated record
AUUUACAGUGUUUUUGUAGAAUACUCGGUUAUUCCGUCGGAUUAGUUUACUAGAAGGUCUGAUGCAGCUCGCUGACAUCUUAUUUUGGUGUAUAAUACCUACAUGUAAGAUGGAACUCGUGUAAUUGUCUUUCGCCGAAUAUUGUUUUUCACACCCAAACAUUUGAUCCGCUUUUCUGAGACAGUGAUGUCAGUGUAGAUAAUCGAUUUGGGAAGUAAUUCGUACUUUUAUGUUUCGUCUUAUCUUGUCCUUCAGACUGGUAAAUACGGAAAAUGAAAUGAGAAACCGUUUUUUCCAGUCAGUUGCUUUACUCACACAAAUAUAUCUCAACCGAAUUGAAGACAAAAACACCAAGGAAUAAGUUUAUAUUAAGUUAUAUGAAUGUGAGCCUUUACAGCAUGCACCCACACAGUCACCAAUUGUAAACAUUCUCAAUUCGUAUUUUAUUUAUUAUGCCCAAGAGGCGCAGUCUUGCUCCAAGUCAGGUUGCAAAACGUGGCAGUGAAGACAGGCCACUUACUCCUAAGAGACUGAACAAAAGAUGCUGCCAGGAACCAUCCCGUAAACCCCUUGUGCAGUUGCCUGCUCUUCAGCAACAACCCCGAACUCCAGAGAUUGUUUCAGAGCAUGAAGCUCUCAUCAGGAAGUUGUUAUCUAAGCCUUUCAAAGUGCCAAUACCAAACUACCAGGGUAUACUUGGUGGGCGCUUUCUGGGUAUUGGAAGAAACAGAUGUCGAUGUGCUCUGCAUGACCCCAGUGAGCCAGGUGCACUCAUAUUGUAUGAACCACCAGAAUUCACUGCUCAUGACAAGCUGAAAAUGGAUCUUGAUAAGCAGCCAGUACAUGUUGUGGUAGAUCCAUCACUAUCAAAUGUCCUACGUCCCCAUCAGAGGGAGGGUGUGAAGUUCAUGUAUGAAUGUGUGACUGGUCAGCGCAUACCAGGAAGCUAUGGGUGCAUCAUGGCAGAUGAGAUGGGACUGGGGAAAACACUUCAGUGUAUUACAUUGAUGUGGACACUAUUGAAGCAAGGGUCUGACUGCAAACCAACAAUUGAUAAAGCAAUUGUAGUGGCUCCUAGCUCACUAGUAAAGAACUGGUACAAUGAAAUUAACAAGUGGCUGUGUGGACGAGUGAAUGUUUUGGUUAUUGACUCAUCCUCCAAAGAUAAAAUUGACAGAGACCUGGAAGGAUUUAUGCAGACAUACUCACGCAGGCCUGUAAACCCAAUUCUGGUUAUCUCAUACGAGACCUUCAGACUGCAUGCUUCUGUCCUUCAUAAGAGUGAAGUUGGACUGGUGUUAUGCGAUGAGGGUCAUCGUUUGAAGAACAGUGAAAACCAAACUUACCAGGCUCUCAUGGGACUAAAUGCCAAACGACGUGUCCUGCUGUCUGGCACACCAAUACAGAAUGAUUUGCUUGAAUAUUACAGUUUGGUACACUUUGUAAACCAAGGGAUUCUGGGAACUGCUCAGGAAUUCAGACGCAAGUUUGAAACUCCAAUACUUCGAGGACAGGAUGCUAUGGCAACGUUGGAGGAACGACAGAAAGGUCAGUCAUGUCUAGAUGAGCUAGCAGCUAUUGUUAACCGCUGUCUAAUUCGCCGCACAUCUGCUUUACUGUCUAAGUAUCUGCCAGUAAAGAUAGAGCAAGUGGUCUGCAUCAGACUCACAGACAUUCAACAGAAGAUGUACUCAAAAUUCAUAGCCAGCGAUGCCAUUAGAAGAACUGUACAAGGAGAAAGGAGUGGUAAGGUGAGUUUAUCUGCAUUGUCAGCCAUCACAACCUUGAAGAAAUUGUGCAGUCAUCCAGACCUCGUGUUUGAAAAGAUGGAGGCUGGUGAUGAUGGCUUUGAAGGUGCACUGUCUCUGCUGCCGGAGAAGUACAAUACAAGGAAAGUGAUAAUGCCAGAACUAUCUGGAAAGUUGGCAGUACUAGACUGUUUGCUGGCUGUUGUUAAGGCAACAACACAAGACAAGGUAGUGCUGGUGUCAAAUUAUACACAGACACUGGAUCUGUUUGAAAGACUGAGCAAACACCGUGGUUACCAGUAUGUUCGUCUGGAUGGAUCUAUGACUAUCAAGAAAAGAGCUAAGGUGGUUGAGAAAUUCAAUGACCCAUUGAGCUCUGACUUUAUUUUCAUGCUAAGCUCAAAGGCAGGCGGUUGUGGACUUAAUCUGAUUGGUGCAAACCGCCUUGUCAUGUUUGAUCCUGACUGGAAUCCUGCCAAUGAUGACCAAGCUAUGGCUCGAGUAUGGCGAGAUGGGCAAUGUAAACAGUGUUACAUAUACCGAUUUCUGUGUACAGGAACAAUAGAGGAGAAGAUUUUCCAGAGACAGGCACAUAAGAAGGCCUUGAGUUCUAGUGUUGUUGAUAAUGAGGAGGAUGUUGCUAGACACUUCUCAUUGGCUGACCUGAGGGACCUCUUCAAGCUGGAAACUGACACCUUAAGUGAUACCCAUAACAAGUUUCAGUGUACAAGGUGUGUUAAUAGGAUACAAGUUAAACCUCCUCCAGAGGGAAGUGACUGCACCUCUGACCUGUCGUGCUGGAACCACUGUGCUGACAAACGAGGGUUGGUGGACCUUGUUUUAAAACAGUGCUGGGAUGUGGGCAUCUCAUUUGUGUUUCAUCACCGUUCUCAUGAGCAGAAAAUCAUUCCAUAGUAAUCAUAUCCCUGGUUACUGACAUGUCAACUGUAGAGAUGUGAAUGCUAUAAUUGCUAUCAAAUGAAGCUACAGACUGCUGUCUAAUUAGACAAUACUCAUUUGUUGAAAAUCUCUAACACAAAUAGUUACUGUUUUGGUGAGUCUGCUAGAUACUGAACAUGAAGAACAGUAUAUGUGAGCGCUGUAUAGAUAUUUGUAAACUCUUUUGUAUAUGACUGAAGUGUGUAGUAAAUUAUAUUACUGAUUUUAUUGAAAAAUGAAAGGUUAUCAUCAGGGUAAAUAUAUAGCAACUGUCCUAACAGAAAACUCCAGACUCCAGUAAGUCUUUAAUGUUUUUUUUUUUAUAAGAACUAGAUAUGUCCAAGCAAAUAUAUGCUGACAUAAUGGUAUGUGACCAUUAGUACAUAUUCUAGGUUAAAAUCUCCCUUUCCUAUAUUGCUAAACUUAAAAAUGUUGCUUUUUUAUUUCCAUUUUGUUUCUGGGUGAGAAAGCUGAACAUUAGAUGUCAGUGGGCCCCACUCUUAAUCAUCUGUGUCAGAUUUUGGAAACACUUUCUGCUUUCUUGAAAUAUACUAAUGAGGGAUAUGCUUCAACCUUUUUAUUUUUUUACCCUGACUUACACUUUGGAAGUUAAAAUUGAUUUGUACAUACUUUCAGGCAUGCAGUGCCUGCUGUUAUCAAAAUUAAUUCUAUCAUAUGUGAAACAGAUAAAAUAAAAUAGUUUUUCAACACAUAUCAUAUUGUUAUUGUAAAUUAAUUUUUAUGGCACCUUAUGCUCAUUUCUUCACUUUCCUUUGUUGUUACUGAAGGCAUGAUUAAAAAUAAUUAAUUAUCCCUUUUCUUUCUCACACUUAUGAUUUACAUGUAAGUUGCUGUGAGUAAAUUUUGUGGUCAUCCUGUUUCUAAAGUAAUACAUUGAACAGUUUUGAUGUCAAUUUUUUUAAACAUGAGUACUUUCUUUUUAUUUCUCCCUCUCUACAGCGUAAUGUAAUGUAAUGUAAUGCAGCUUACAGUUCAGAUGUUUUUUCUGUGAACACAUUCUUGGA